This is a messenger RNA of Salvia splendens (bonfire salvia), 729 nucleotides long. Its product is annotated as 5-formyltetrahydrofolate cyclo-ligase-like protein COG0212. The coding region runs from base 1 to 729 and encodes 242 amino acids. The transcript has 6 exons. NCBI's taxonomy places the organism in Eukaryota, Viridiplantae, Streptophyta, Magnoliopsida, Lamiales, Lamiaceae. The record is from RefSeq and is a predicted model, not a curated record. Gene Ontology annotation, cellular component: cytoplasm.
AUGUCAAACCCGAAUUCGAUUAAACAUACAUGGCUGAUUUCUUCUUCUCGACUGUGGCAGUUGAGUGAAUUGCAGGUGUUUAAAGAGGCGAAAUGUGUGAAAGUUAAUCCGGAUACGCCCCAAAAACAAGUCCGAUUCCUCACACUUAAUGGUGGCAAAAAGCUUUUGACUCCACAGCCACGUCUGAGGACAGGAUUCUUUUCUGUUCUCGAGUACUCAAUGUUAAGUCCUGACACUAUUAAGGAGUCAUGCACUUCUGUCGGUGUUGCCAAGUAUGGCAAGCCGAUAGGAUUGGAGGAAAAGAUAAAAGUGGACUUAAUUGUUGUUGGUUCUGUUGCUGUAGACCCAAAGACCAGAGCCAGACUUGGCAAGGGUGAGGGAUUUGCUGAACUUGAAUAUGGUAUGCUACGUUACAUGGGUUCCAUUGAUGACUCGACACCAAUUGUCACAUCUGUUCACGAUGAGCAAUUGGUGGAUGACAUACCCAUCGACAGACUGCUGGUGCACGAUGUACCCGUCGACAUCAUAUGCACUCCAACCCAAGUUAUCUUCACCAACACCUCCAUUCCAAAACCUCAAGGAAUAUACUGGGACAAAUUAUCUCCAGAAAAGCUUGGUCAGAUUAAAAUACUAAGGGAGCUAAAGAGAAAAAUUGAACGCGAAACUGGGGAAAAGCUUCCCACUGGCCCCUCGGAGAAGUUACCCCCUACAGCGCGAAGGAAGCGCUGA